UGUUGUAUCUACCUGGGAGCAGGUAGUGGAGCCCGCCUUCUCCCGGCUCUCAAAUAAGUCCGCUUUGUUUACACUUUGUUGUGAGAUUUUAAUGAAAGAAGGAGGGUGAGCCGGACUGUGUACUUUGGCAGCGGAUAAAUAAUUAACCUGGCAACUCAAGCAGUUUACAGAAGAGCUGACAUGAGGAGCAGAGCCAAGCAGUAGCGGAGUGUGCCCCCCGUGCGCCUGUGUCUCGAGACUGAAAACAGGCCUACAGGUGUUUUUGUAUUUCUGCUGUUUAAUGCCAUUUGACCUGGAUACACUGCACUGUAAUCAUGCUGGGAGCCGAGGGCAGACUAGAGAGCCGGCUGGAGAAGCUGGAGUCCCUCAUGAGGGAUCCAUUGUCGGGACUAAACUUGGAAACGCUACUGGAUUCCAUGAACGCGCUGGCUCAUGAUCUGAAUUAUCCUGCCCUGAGGAAAAACAAAAACAUAGAGGCGUUUCUGAGCCGAUAUGAAAAGGCAGCGAGUCAACUCCGAGAGCUGCAGGUGAAGCUUGAAGACUUCGACAAAGUGAAGUUGAUCGGAAAAGGAGCCUAUGGAGAAGUGCGACUGGUUCGUCACAAGGCCUCUCGAAAGGUUUACGCCAUGAAGCAGCUUAACAAGUUUGAGAUGAUAAAGCGGUCAGACUCUGCCUUCUUCUGGGAGGAGAGGCACAUCAUGGCCUUUUCCAACAGUCCAUGGGUCGUACAGCUGUUCUGCUCUUUCCAAGACGACCGCCACCUCUACAUGGUGAUGGAGUUCAUGCCCGGAGGCGACCUGGUCACGCUCACCAUGAACUACGACAUACCUGAGAAGUGGGCUGUUUUUUACACGGCUGAAAUAGUGCUGGCGUUGGACGCUAUCCACUCCAUGGGCUUCAUCCAUCGAGAUGUGAAACCUGACAACAUGCUGCUCGACCAACACGGACACCUCAAACUGGCAGAUUUCGGCACGUGCAUGAAGAUGGACUCGACAGGCAUGGUGCACUGUGACACAGCUGUAGGCACGCCGGACUACAUCUCCCCCGAGGUGCUUCAGUCUCAGGGCGGUCAUGGUCACUACGGCCGUGAGUGCGACUGGUGGUCCGUAGGAAUCGUUAUCUAUGAGUUGCUAGUCGGUGAUACUCCCUUCUAUACGGAGUCCCUGAUUGGAACAUAUGGGAAGAUCAUGAACCACAAGAACUCCCUCGUCUUCCCAGAGGACAAAGAGAUGUCUCAGGGCGCCAGAGACCUCAUCUGUGCCUUUCUUACUGACAGGGAGGUUCGUCUGGGUCGCACCGGAGUGGAUGAGAUAAAGUGCCACCCUUUCUUCAAGAACGACCAGUGGACCUUUGACAACAUCCGAGAGACUGUGGCUCCAGUUGUGCCUGAGCUGAGCGGCGACAUCGACACCAGCAACUUUGACGAAGUAGAGGUUGAUAAAAAGGAUGUCGAGACCUUUCCUCCACCCAAAGCCUUUGUGGGCAACCAGCUGCCAUUCAUCGGCUUUACUUACUUCAAAGAGGACCAGCUGCUGAAGGUAAAUAAUAACUGCUCUGUGGAGGAUUCAGAGGAGAGUAAGGAAAACUCUGAGGAAAAGGAUCAUUGCUCGGACAGUAAGAAAGAGCUGCAGAAAAAGCUUUAUCAGCUGGAGGAGCAGGUCGACCAUGAGAUGCAGGCCAAAGAUGAGCUGGAGCACAAGUGCAAAAAUGCCAACAACCGUUUAGACAAGCUUGUGGAAGAGUUAGACGAGGAGAUGAGUAGCAGGCAGAAAGUGGAGGCCUCGCUGAGGCAGCUGGAGCGAGAGCGAGCGCUGCUGCAGCACCAGAGCGCUGAAAACCUGCGCAAGGUGGAUAUGGAAGCGGACAGGAAACGCAACCUGGAGAACGAACUGAACCUUCUGAGGGACCAGCUAGAGGAUCUUAGGAAGAAGAACCAGAAUUCCCAGAUCUUCAAUGAGAAGAACAUCGAGCUGCAGAGACAACUCGAGGAGGCCAACGCCGUGCUGCUGGCUGAGCAGGAGGCGGCAGCGCGGCUGAAGAAGAGUCAGGCAGAGGCGCAGAAACAGUCUCAGUGCCUGGAGCUCAGCCUCAGGGAGAUGCAGGAAAAGUGCAGCCAGCUCGAAAACGGCAAGCAGGAGCUGGAGAAGCAGCUGAGGGGGCUGCAGGCCGAGCUGGAGGAGGAGAGGAGGGGCUGCAGCAUCGGGACCGAAACUAUUACUGACCUGCAGGGACGCAUCUCUGGCCUUGAAGAAGAAGUAAAAGAGGUGAAGUCCUCUGUUUCUAAGGUCCAGACCGAAAAGAAGCAGCUACACGACAAGCUCAACGAUCUUGAGAAGGAGAAGAGCAACCAAGAGAUCGACCUGACCUUCAAGCUGAAGUCGCUCCAGCAGAGUUUGGAGCAGGAGGAGGCCGAACACAAAGCCACCAAAUCCAAGCUCGCAGAUAAAGACAACAUCUACGAGUCCAUCGGGGAGGCAAAGUCUGAGGCCUUAAAAGAGAUGGAGUGCACUCUGCAGGAGGAGAGGAGCCUGAAGCUGCAGGUGGAGGCGAAGCUGCUGCAACAAGAGAAGGCCCACUCCAUGCUGGACUGCGACUACAAGCAGGCGCAGCAGAAGCUCAACGAGAUGCAGGCGCAGAAGGAUAAACUUUCUCAAGAGGUGAAGAGUCUGAGCCUGCGUCUGGAGGAGGAGAUCCACAAGCGCAGCAUGACCCAGAGCGAUCUGAAGAUGCAGAACCAGCAGGUGUCGGUGCUCAGCUCCUCCGAAAAACAGCUCAAACAGGAGCUCAACCACCUGCUGGAAGUGAAGCAAAUCAUGGAGAAACAGAUCCAGGAGCUACGCAGGGAGAGGCAGGAGGCCGGCGGCCAGCUGAAGGAGCUGAAGGACCAACUGGAGAGUGAGCAGUAUUUCACAACUCUUUACAAGACGCAGAUUCGUGAGCUGAAGGACGAGCGUUCUGAGAGGUGUAAACUGUACAAAGAGGCGCAGCUACAACUGGGACAAUAUCAGGAGGAGAUGAGCUCCAUGUCAGCACAGCUGGAGUCCAGUCUGACAAAGGCGGACUCAGAGCAGCUGGCUCGCUCCUUCGCUGAGGAGCAGUACUCGGAUCUGGAGAAGGAGAAGAUCAUGAAGGAGCUGGAGAUCAAAGAUAUGAUGGCGAGAAACAAACUGGACCUCGGAGACAAGGAAGCCACAAUCAGCUCGCUGGAAGAGUCCAAUCGCACUCUGACGGUGGAUGUGGCCAACCUGGCCAGCGAGAAAGAGGAGCUCAACAACCAGCUGAAAGACAUGCAGCAACAGCUCCAGAAAGCAAUGGAGGAGGAGAAGCAGAUGAACUCUCACAAACUGUCCUUUGAAAAGCUGCUGCAGAAUGAAAGGACGCUCAAAAUUCAGGCUAUCAACAAGCUGACCGAGGUGAUGAACAGGAGGGAGUCGGGGCGAGGAGGCCAGCGCACGAUCGACACUGAGGUGCACAGGAAGGAGAAACUGAACAGGAAGCUGCAGCAGGAGCUGAGGACGGAGAAGGAGAAGCUCAACAGCAACAUCAUCAAGUACCAGAGAGAGAUGAUGGAUAUGCAGGCGCUGAUAGCAGAAGAGAACCAGGUGCGUCUGGAGCUUCAGAUGACGUUGGACAGCAAAGACAGCGACAUCGAGCAGCUCCGGUGUCAGAUCACUUCCCUCAGCAUUCACUCUCUGGACACCACCAGCAUCAGCAGUGGCAACGACCUGGAAAUGCUUGACGGAUACCCAGACUCCAGGUUGCAGGGCUGGAUUUCCCUUCCUACCAAGAACACAAAGCGCUUUGGCUGGGACAAAAAAUAUGUAGUUGUGAGCAGUAAGAAGAUCCUGUUCUACAACAGCGAGCUGGAUCGAGAGCAGGCUAAUCCUUUCAUGACCCUGGACAUCGAAAAACUUUUUCACGUCCGACCUGUCACUCAUACGGAUGUGUACCGUGCGGAUGCCAAAGAAAUUCCAAUGAUAUUCCAGAUCCUGUAUGCCAAUGAAGGCGAGAUUAAACGUGAUCAGGAGUUGACAGUGGAUCCGGGGACGUUUGUGGAUCGCCCCUCCUUCAUCCCUCACAAGGGCCAUGAGUUCAUCCCCACUCUCUACCACUUCCCGUCCAGCUGUGAGGUCUGCACCCGGCCCCUGUGGAACGUUUUUAAACCCCCGCCGGCCCUCGAGUGCCGUCGCUGCCACACCAAGUGCCACAAAGAUCACCUGGACAAGAAGGAGGAAGUUAUUGUGCCUUGCAAGGUGAACUUUGACAUCUCCACUGCCAAAGAGCUGCUUCUGCUGACCAGCUCUCAGGAGGAGCAGCAGCGCUGGGUCGCCCACCUCCUCAAACGCAUCCCGAGGAAACACCCGACCCUGAGUCCUCCCGCCGCAGCACAAAACAACCACCCUGACGCUCCGCCACGCCUGUCUCCUCGAAACUCCCCGAGACCCUCACCCAAGGCCUCGCCUCGUCUGUCGGCCCAUCGCGGAGCCAUCAAGAUUCAGCCCAGCAGACAGCAGUCGUCCUCAGGGAAGCCCAGUUAACCCUGGCUCAUCAAAGAUGUGUAUUUUCAUCUUUAUGGAUAAACACCCGCAGUCUGGACUCAGUGCCUUCAUGUGUUAUUUCAUCAGGGCAGUAGACUGAAAAGAAUCCUGCUAAUCAUGGACAGAAACAUUCACAGAGACUGGCUGUCGUCAUGAGAACUGAGGCUGCCUUUUUCAUUUUAACAAGAUGAAAAUGAGCGUGUCAUAUUAGAGUGAGACUACAUCCAAAGAAAAAGUUAAAAAAAUGGAUUAAAAGUGCCUUAUUUAUAACCAUCAUGAAAAAACAUGGGCGUUUUAUUCUGUCAGAUGCAGUGAAUCACAUGGAUUUAUGUUUGUUAGGCAUGUGUGUGAACAUUUGUAUAUAGGAUCAAGAGGUCUGUGUAUUGUAACACAGAAAGCGUAGCUCAUAGAAUAUGAUUAUUUGUAUGGAUGUCAGUCAGCAGCACAUUAUACAGUAUGCUUGCCUUAUAAAUGAAUAAGGUUUUCAUUAUACAAAGUAGACUUGUAUAACAUACGACAGAAUAAUGUGAAUUGAAUAGAAACCAUGUGUUCUUUUCUCGCCAUUCAUGACAAUGACAUUUAAAUAAAAUUCUGUAACCCUAA
Trematomus bernacchii (emerald rockcod) is the source of this 5141-nucleotide messenger RNA. RefSeq names its product rho-associated protein kinase 2-like. The record is from RefSeq and is a predicted model, not a curated record. The transcript is spliced from 32 exons. Lineage: Eukaryota; Metazoa; Chordata; Actinopteri; Perciformes; Nototheniidae. The coding region runs from base 315 to 4538 and encodes 1407 amino acids. Gene Ontology annotation, cellular component: cytoskeleton; centrosome; cytoplasm. Gene Ontology annotation, biological process: regulation of cell junction assembly; peptidyl-threonine phosphorylation; embryonic morphogenesis. Gene Ontology annotation, molecular function: small GTPase binding; ATP binding; Rho-dependent protein serine/threonine kinase activity.